UAUGGCGCAUAUUUAUAUAAAAUUAAAGCUGUACUCGAUCCAGGAACCGUUUUCAUCGUUUGCAAUAUAAUUUUGUUUGGAUCGUAUUAUCUCGGAGUGCCUAAAAUAGAUUCUGCUUCCGAGAAAGGAGUGAGAUUAAUGGACGUAAAAGGCAUUAUUGAAUUCGAAGAUGUCCAUUUUUCAUAUCCGACAAGAAAAGAACACCCAGUACUAAAUGGUUUGUCGUGGGUUGCUAAUCCAGGUGAAACAAUUGCUCUUGUUGGGCACAGCGGCUGUGGAAAAAGCACAUCGGUAAGUUUAGAUUUAAUGAUUGGUUUAUUGACACGUUUAUACGAAUGCGAUUCGGGAUCUAUAAUGAUCGAUGGAAUUGAUGUUCGCGAAUUUAAUAUUCACUGGCUUCGAAAUAUAGUUGGUGUUGUGCAACAAUGUUUUAAGGAGCCGCAAUUAUUUAAUGGAACAAUCAAAGAAAAUAUUCUUCUUGGGCAGCCUGAUUUAGAUGAUAAGGAUAUAAUUGCUGCCUGCAAAACUGCGAAUGCUCACAUAUUUAUCAAAAAAUUUAGUGAGGGAUAUAAUACAAAAAUUGGAGCCGGAGGUGUUCAACUUUCUGGCGGCCAAAAACAACGAAUUGCAAUUGCACGUACUAUUCUUAGAAACCCUCGCAUACUUUUAUUAGAUGAAGCAACAAGUGCACUUGAUGUUGAAAGCGAAAUUAUCGUUCAGAAUGCACUGAAAAAGGCAUCGAUUGGACGAACGACUAUCGUUAUCGCACAUCGAAUGUCAACAUUGCGUGAUUGUGAUAAGAUUAUUGUUCUAGAAUGCGGAAAAGUCGCUGAAUCAGGUGGACAGCACAAGCAAUUAUGUGAGAAAGAAGGCGGAAUAUAUGCAAAUCUUGUUAAAUCGCAACGAUUCGAAGAUGAGCCAACAUCUCCAGAUGUCAGACAUGCUGAUGAUGAACAUGUGAUGCAAGCUUUCAGGCGUAGUCAUUCAAACAGAUCUUCGACUUCUUCGCUCAUUAAAAGGCUUAGUAUCGUUCAACGAUCUUCAAUCAUUCAUCGCAGUCGCCGGAAAGUAGAUGAAAUACUCAAACCAAAUUCAAAUUCAACUGAAAAAGAGAAAGGGCAAGGAGGAUUGUUACAAUUAUAUUCGAACUGUCAAGGCAAUUAUAUAAUUUUGGCAAGUGCUUCACUUGUGUCUGUAAUCCGUGGGUUGGAACUACCUCUCUAUGCUUAUAUAUAUAAAAUGGCUUUUGCAAGUUUCGAGCAACGGAACCCAGAUGAGAUGAUGCGGCAAAUGAUCAAUGUUUUGGCAGCGUUUAUAGCGGUUGGGGUAGGCUGUUGGAUCCUAAUUUGGGGAGCGGUUAGUCUAUAUUAUUUCAUUCAUUUCUAA
Dracunculus medinensis (Guinea worm) is the source of this 1386-nucleotide messenger RNA. The record is from the annotation of a GenBank genome assembly. NCBI's taxonomy places the organism in Eukaryota, Metazoa, Nematoda, Chromadorea, Rhabditida, Dracunculidae.